GGAGCGGCGGUGCCUCCCGCGGCCCAGGCCUCGCCCUCCCGCGCUCCUCGAUGUCUCCCCGGCGGGGAGGACGCUGCCUGCGACACCCGCCGAGCGGCGCCCCCCGGAGCGCCCCGCUGUCGCCCCGCGGCGACGAUGAGGGCGGAGGGCGCCGACCACUCGAUGAUCAACCUGUCGGUGCAGCAGGUCCUGAGCCUCUGGGCCCAUGGCACGGUGCUGAGGAACCUCACGGAGAUGUGGUACUGGAUCUUCCUCUGGGCUCUCUUCUCCUCUCUGUUUGUCCACGGUGCUGCAGGCGUGCUGAUGUUUGUGAUGCUGCAGAGGCACAGGCAGGGCAGAGUGAUCUCCGUCAUUGCUGUCAGCGUCGGCUUUCUGGCCUCUGUGACUGGAGCUAUGAUUACUAGUGCAGCAGUGGCAGGCAUCUACAGAGUGGCUGGGAAGAACAUGGCUCCCCUGGAAGCCCUGGUGUGGGGCGUGGGGCAGACUGUACUGACACUUAUCAUCUCCUUUUCAAGGAUCCUCGCGACACUUUGAGGUUCUGAGGGAAUGUCUUCUUAACUAAGGAAAUAGAUGUACAGCUUCCCCGGAAAUGGCGUUGUUAACCAGCUGAAAUGAAAUUG
Molecule: messenger RNA, 620 nt
Organism: Peromyscus eremicus (cactus mouse)
Lineage: Eukaryota; Metazoa; Chordata; Mammalia; Rodentia; Cricetidae
Gene: Tmem170b
Product: transmembrane protein 170B
Exons: 3
Coding region: 136-534 (132 amino acids)
Biological process (GO): negative regulation of canonical Wnt signaling pathway
Cellular component (GO): plasma membrane
Source: RefSeq, a predicted model, not a curated record